Messenger RNA from Amoebophrya sp. A25, 242 nucleotides. NCBI's taxonomy places the organism in Eukaryota, Dinophyceae, Syndiniales, Amoebophryaceae. The record is from the annotation of a GenBank genome assembly.
CGAUUGGUUUGGUUACAACGCCGACCUUGCGCAAAAAAUUUACGCGCAGUGCGGAGCGGGAUCCUGCUGCGCCUCAUUCGGUAUCGGGAACGACACAAAAUACCUCGUCUACUGCUGCAGCCCCUUGCGGUGCUGUCUCGGCAUCUCAUGUUCAUCCAGCGGCGGCUCCCGGAGUACAACACGCGUUGGCGCUGGCCCGUGAUGCACCGUGGUCGGAGCUUCUUGCGAAAGUUUCAGAGAUC